Molecule: messenger RNA, 1055 nt
Organism: Salvia miltiorrhiza (redroot sage)
Lineage: Eukaryota; Viridiplantae; Streptophyta; Magnoliopsida; Lamiales; Lamiaceae
Exons: 4
Coding region: 1-441 (146 amino acids)
Source: RefSeq, a predicted model, not a curated record
AUGAGCCUCCCGGAUGAGUCUGUUUCGGAGGAGCUUGGUCAUUUCUUCGUUGAUGAUCUGUGUUAUCACCUAGCAAACCUCCAUCUCCCAUCCUCCCUGCGCCGCCCUACCUACACCUCGCUUCUCUCCCCCGCCAACCUUCGCACCUCUCUCUCCUGCUCGCCCCCAAUCCAGAACCCUAGCUUUUCGUCGUUGCAUCCAUCUCCUCUGAUUGCCGCCAUCGAGGCAGCCCAACAGCAGGCUCCGCCCCCGUUCCGCCUGAAUCCACCAGAGGAGAUCGUUGUUGGGCUUGGUGUCGCGAUGAUUGGCCUAGAAAUCAAGGAACUAUUCGAUGAAACGCAUGCAUUAGAUAGAUUCGAACAAGACUGUCGACUCAAAGCUCAAGAAGAAGAUAAACGCAAAUGCUGCACACACAGAGGUGAUACAACGAAAAUAAAUUGAGAGAACCAUCAAAGCUGAGAUUUGGACUGAAUUUUUUCCCGCUAAAGCAUGCAUCCAUUGAUCCAAUGGGUAAGUUUUGGAUUUGAAUUUUAAAAUAUGCGAAAUGUGGAGCCAAUUUGUUGAUCCCUCAUGUCUAUACAUAUAUUUACAUUUCAAACUUCUAAAUUAAAUGAAAUUAUCUUUGAAUUUCACAAUAUAAAUUAUAAUUGUAACAUAAUAAUGGGCCACAACUAAAUAACAUGCUAAUGGAUUGGACUUAGAAGAUCUAUUUUAGUGGGCUUUUCAAACAAUAAAUAACAUCAAGAAUGAACUCAUCAAAGGAUGAAAAGAAAUCACACGGCGCAACAAUUUAAUUGUUGGGAGAAGGUAUAAAGCUUUCUUCGAUGCACAAAGAACAAAUAUUGUGUUUAGACACAUAUGAUCAAAACAGGUAUAAUUCUAAAUUGUACAAAUGAAUAUUGCACAGUACAUACUUUAAUAUGUUGCAUCAUAUUUAAUGCAACAUUACUUCACAGGCUGUGACAACAAAGAAAGGCAUCAGGAUGCAUGCCAUCGAUCACCAAAGGAAAAGUUUUAAUGGCUCAUGGCUAAAUUGUAUUGGUUUGAAGCUCCAC